Molecule: messenger RNA, 4451 nt
Organism: Lolium perenne
Lineage: Eukaryota; Viridiplantae; Streptophyta; Magnoliopsida; Poales; Poaceae
Source: RefSeq, a predicted model, not a curated record
CAUAAAGUGACUGGUUCUAAAUUGUGAGCUUAACAUCCCUGGGACCAGAUAUGCUAUUCAUCGGGAUGCCGAAUCUGCUCACCUCCUCUAUAUAGUCCCUCCUCCCACACAAAUCCCUUUGCACCUUCACACCUCUCUACUUGUCCAGGCUUGUAUUGCCAAGUGCAGUAUCUCUGGACACCUUGUAAAUUUCUUCUAUCAAACUUCCUCCAAAAGACAUACAAGACUCCUAAUUUCCUCGAACAAAAGAUAGUAAAAUAUCCGCAGCGAUAUUUCUCUGUCGCAGCCCAACGCCUUGGCAGGGGGCAUUCGUAUCGGUAUGUACUUCAUGGUAGCCCUCCUCGAUCAUCAACGAUCAGUAACAGUUAUACUAGUAGUGACUUACUUCGAUUGCAAAUGAUUUCAGCGCUACCAUGGAUGCCGCCGUGGAUGCGGCUCGAUGGAUCGUGGGCAAGGCGCUGGCCCCAGUCAUCGACGGCUUGCUGGAGUCUUGGGCAGCUAGCGCAGGGCUAGGCCCCAACAUCGGUGCCCUCAAGAUGCAGCUGCUCUACGCACAGGGUAUUCUCGACAGUGCACAGGGCAAAGACAUCCAGAGCGCUGCUCUCAAGGAACUGCUGCAAAAGCUGCGGCAGCUAGCGUACGGGGCGGAUGACGUCCUUGACGAGCUGGACUACUUCCGCAUCCAGGACGCGCUUGACGGCACCUACGACGCCGCCAAUGUGGAAGACCAGGGCUGCAUUGGUGGCCUCCUUCUCAAUGCUCGCCACACUGCCAGGUCUGCUUCCAAUAAACUCAAGCCCUCAUGCUUGCGUGAUGCUAGCCGUGGUGAUCCCGACGCUCAAGAACAUGGUGACAAGGGAGGAUGCCUCUCUCUCCUUCGCUCGUCCGGCGGGCGUGAGAUAAGAUCACCAUCGGUGCCCACCAACCGGGGUGUCCAGAAGGUUGCCGGUGGAUGCAUGCCUAAGGUCGUCUCUUGCGCUCGCGGCACUGCACACACUAUCGGUAAACACCUCCUUUGCUAUUUUCCCCUGUCUGUCCAAGAUGAUGAUGCUGACACCGACAUGUUUCAAACCUCCAACAUGGCAGGGAGACGAUUUCUCCAUGGCACCUGCCCAUCAAAGGCACGAAACAAAAAUAAUAUGAUGCAAACAGCAAAACUGCAGUACAAUAGGGUGAAAAUGUCUGAAAAGAUGAUGGAAAUAGUAGAGCAGCUAAAACCCCUGUGUGCUAUGGUCUCUACCAUUCUUGACAAAGAGUUACUAGGCUCUGCCAUUCUUAAGUUGGUGCAAGAGAUUGUGAAAAAGAUCCCUAAAGUAAAUGGUGAAAAGGAUAAUUCUAGCAAUGAAGAGCUAAUUGAACAAAGACUAAAAUCUAAGCGGCUGUUACUUGUCUUAGAUGAUGUGUGGACAUACCGCGAGGAUGAGUGGAAAAAACUAUUAGCUCCUUUAAGAUAUAACGGGGGAGAAAAGGGUCAUGUGAUUAUAGUUACAACACGAAUUCCAAAGGUAGCAAGUAUGGUCACUACGAGUAAUUCUUCAAUUGAUGUGGAACGUCUAGGUCGUGAAGAUAUCAUGGCUUUUUUUGAAGUAUGUGUAUUUGGUUACCAAAAACCAUGGGAAGACCAUCCUAAAUUGCGUGAUGUCGGCAGCAAAAUAGUAGAACAUUUGAAGGGCUUCCCUCUUGUAGCAAAAACAGUAGGUAGAUUGCUAAGAAACCAGCUUACACAAGACCACUGGACACGAGUAGCAGAAAGUAAAGAAUGGGAAUUAGAAACUGGACCUAAUGAUAUUAUGCCAGCUCUAAAGCUUAGCUAUGAUUAUCUCCCUUUUCAUCUGCAACAAUGCUUUUUUCAUUGUGGAUUAUUUCCAGAAGAUUAUGAAUUUAAUAGCAAGGAUUUAGUUCACUUCUGGAUAGGACUGGAUAUUGUACAUUCACGUGAUCAGGGCAAAAGAACCGAAGAUGUUGCACUAUGUUAUUUAAACGAGUUGGUUGAUCAUGGGUUUUUUAGAAGGAAUGAAAAAGAAAAUGGUAAUAAUUAUGUUAUCCAUGACCUACUGCAUGACUUGGCAGUGAAGGUUUCAUCAUUUGAAUGCCUUAGCAUAUGUAGUUCUAAUGUGAGAUCCAUAUCAAUUCCCCCUUCUGUACGCCACUUGUCAAUCAUUGUAGAUAAUACUGAUGUCAUGGAUUUAAUCAGAUUUGAAGACUAUAAAAGUUAUUUAAGUGCACCAGAACUUGUCCAUCUCCGCUACCUAAGGAUAAAAUCAGUGCACAAUGAAAACAUAUGCUUGCCUGGUGCUUUGUUUAGAUCCUAUCACUUAGAGCUUAUUGAUCUAGAAAAUUGGUUCGGCAGCCUUGGUUCAGCAAGCCAAAUGAGCAAGCUCAUAAAACUGCGUCAUUUCCUAGUGCCGGAUAACUAUGCUGAAGAAGCUCACUCUAGCAUAUUCGAGUGGAAUAAUUCACGACUUAACAGGGAUGCAAAACAUGAAGAUAAUGUUCUUGAAAGCAUCGUACCGCAUAAAAAUCUUCAAGACCUAUGCAUUAGAGGGCACAAAGGUGCUAAUUGCCCAUCAUGGCUUGGUGGUUACCUCUCGGUUGAAAAUUUAGAAUCUCUUUCACUGUGUGAUGUAUCUUGGAACAAACUUCCACCACUGGGGUACAUGUGGUUCAUUGAUGGUCUGGGUGUAGAGCGUCAGGGUCUUAUCUCAACUCUUAGCUUCCAAUGUUUGAAAUGGCUAGAAUUAGUUAAGAUACCACGGCUAACAAAAUGGGUUGGGAAGGGCACUUGCCAUUUGUUCUCGCUUCUGGAGGUGGUCAUCAUUGAACAUUGCCCUGAACUCACGGAGUUGCCAUUUUCACAGCCUACUUGCGGUCAAAAAAGGCAGGAGGAGAACAUGACUUGGUUUCCUAAACUACGGUGGCUCAAGAUUGUAGACUGCCCAAAAUUGUUGUCACUGCCUCCCAUCCCUUGGACUCACCGUCCAUGCUCAGCUAUAAUAGAAGGAGCGGGAUCUUGUUUUAAAAAGCUCGUUUACUCCAAGAACUACAAAUCGAAAUUAAGUUUGGAAAUCGAAGGAAAAGAUGAGCAGUCCAGGUUGGUCUGGAAUGGGCUGGCUUUUGAUAAUUUAGCUGAUCUGAAAGAGUUGAAGAUGAUCAAGUGUCCUCCUUUGCCGUUGAUUCACCUCCGAAAGCUAAGAUCUCUAGAUACUCUCCAGAUAAAAAGUAUGAGCAAUGAAUUGCUGCUGUUUGAAGGUGAAAGCUGCAAUACUGAAUGCCCUCUUCCAGUUGAACGACUUGAGAUCAACAAUUGUGCUAAUGGGAAUGAACUAACACAUAUGUUGUCUCAUUUCCCGAAGCUCACGAAGUUGGAGAUUACCCAUUGUCAGAUGAUAACUUGGCUGGGCGUGGUGGAGCAUCAGGCGGUGGAAACGCCAAAACCAGCAUUGUAUUCAGCUAAUGAAAUCGAGCAUGCAGAAGCUGGACGCUGUCAGCAGCAGACAAGGAGAGAGGAGAACGAAGUAGCACCAGGAGGAGGAGGUCCAUUGCUCCUGCCGCGCCAACUACAGGAGUUAAUCAUCCGCCGUUGCAGACAGCUACGGUUAGUCUACUCUUCACUGGACAAGGACAAUAAAAGAGGAGGACUCCAACAUCUCUAUUUCCUCCGCUCCUUGGUGGUAGCUGAUUGCCCUGACUUCUUCUUCUCGUAUUUGUCCUCCGCCUCCGCCUCAUCUUGUUUUCCCUUCCCCGACUCCUUGCAGCAGCUCCGUCUGAAAAACAUGGGGAGAAUGGAGAUGCUGCCUCCCCUCGCAAAUCUAAUUUCUCUAACCGAUUUAUCCUUGUUUGAUUGUGGGGAUCUAAUAGGAGAGGGCUUAUGGCCUCUUGUCGCCCAAGGCAACCUCAGAAAACUAUACAUCUCUGGAGUUCCCAAAUUGUUAACUGGUUCUCAGCCUUUGUGGCCGCACGACCAAGAGCUUCCUACCUCUUCCUCCAAACUCGAGAGUCUCUGGACAGAUGACCUUGCAGGACUCCUUACCCUGCCCAUCUGUAGGCUCCUCUCUUCCUCCAUCACGAAACUAUACAUUGCAGGGGGUGAGGCGCAGCGUUUCACAGGGGAGCAGGAGGAGGCCUUUCACCUCCUCAGCUCCCUCCAGGAGCUCCAGUUUGGGCGCUGCGAGAAGCUCCGUCACCUCCCUGCUGGGCUAACCAAGUUCAAAAGGCUCAAGGCAUUGCAUAUCAAGUUGUGUAAAUCCAUCCGUUCGCUGCCCAAGGAUGGUUUCCCCAGUUGUCUGCAAGUAUUAGUGAUCGCUGAAUGUCCGGCCAUCAAGUCUCUUCCGAGGGUCUGCCUUCCAAGUUCACUACGAGAAUUACAUGUUUAUGGUCGCAACAGUGAGGAGCUACAAAGGCAGUGCCGCAACUUAAAAGGAACCAUUCCAAUAAUGAAAGACUAUGUAUGA